UGUUAGGGAACCAAAUGUAGUGGCAACAAUAAUUGAUUAUCGAGAUUUACGAAAAAUGUGCCUAGCCAUGAGUCCCGUCCAUACCCCAGCCAUCUUUGUCCCCCUGAAUUCACCCAAAACUAUCAUUAUUCAUCUGUAUCUUCUAUAAAUAGCAAUCUUAGUACAGUCGGUUUCCUCUAUCACCUUCAUUUCCUUCUCCUUUCGGCUAUUGUUCUUUUGUCUUUUAAAUCUCUCUUCUUCCCAAGUUGCUCCCCAGCUAGCUUGGCUACAGUAUAUAUAUCAACUUUUAUGAAGAUUGCCAAAAACAUUUCAUGUACCAUUUCCCAAGUAUAACUCAAAGUUUGUACGUUUUCGUCCAUUCCAAGUUUGUUUAUAAGUAAAUAUAUAUCUGUGUCUUCAUCAAGAAUCAGCAACCACUUCACGUUCUUUCUAUGAUGAAUACUAGCACCCAUUUUCCAGCAUCUGAUGGGCUUGAAUUCUGUCGUCGUUUCGGUUUGAGCAGUAAUUUUGGAAAUGAAUUUAGCAGUGUUCAUCAUGGUUCAUCACAGGAUGAGGUUGUUGUUGGGACUGGUAGUGAUCGAACGGUAGUACAAGGCGAUUACUUCGACGGAGUUUUCAAAUAUAUACAACAGAUGCUUAUGGAAGAAGAUGACUUGGAAAAUAGGCCUUGUAUGUUUCAAGAUUGCACUGCUCUUCAGGCUGCUGAAAAAUCCUUUUAUGAUGCCCUCAAUCCUCCUCCUCCCGCUAGGACAACUAACUAUCCGGUUCAUCGUGAUUUUAUCGAUAAUACUCAUUGGCAAGACAAUUACAGUGAUGCUGUGAGUCAAUUUGUUGAGUCCAACAUCAUUUCUGAUCUAGGUGGUGGUGAUCAGUGUUCCCUUCUUUAUUCUGGUUUAAACAAUAAUCAUCAAGCUGCUGCUGGUGCUGCCAAUAAUGGUGAUGUAAACUCACCAGAUGCAAACAAUUAUCAUCAGGUUUCUGCCCUUACUGCCAAUGGUGGAGAUGUAAACUCCCAAGAUGUAAACAACAAUCAAGGGGAUAAAUCAAGGUCAGAUGGAGGGAGAAAGAAGCACAAUAGAGAAGAAAAUGGUGACAUUUCAAAAGGGCGAAAUUCGAAGCAGUUUGCGAGUAAUGGAACAGAGGAAACAGAGGAGGAUAAAACAGAGGAGUACUACGAUAAGGCGCUUCUUUGUCCAGGGAUGAAUCCUUCUUUCUACGAGAAUCGAUCAAAAUCAUCAACAUCAUCGGAUAAUGCAGCAUGGGACAAACAAAAAAGCUGUCAUAUAAAGCAAUCUAAACGCGGAAGGCCACGUGGUAGCAAAAAAGGCGUAAAGACGAAUGAAGUGGUAGAUCUUACGAGUCUCCUAACGCGUUGCGCGGAGGCUGCAGCCAGUUACAACAGCAAGACAUUUAUGGAAGUUCUCAAGAAAAUUAGGCAGCACUCAUCGCCCUAUGGCGACGCUACUGCAAGAUUGGCCUAUUGCUUUGCUAAUGCCCUCGAAGCUCGUUUUGCUGGUGGAGACGCAACAUUGGUCACAACAAGUAUGAGAAUACCAGCGGCAGAUUUCUUAAAAGCUUAUCAGGUAUACAUCACAGCCUGUCCAUUCAAGAGGAUGUCAAACAUAUUUGCUAACAAGUCUAUUGCGAAAUUAACGGGUGAAUCACCAAGGAUUCACAUAAUAGAUUUCGGAAUUUUGUAUGGAUUUCAAUGGCCUUGUAUAAUACAUGGGAUUUCCCUUAGGCCAGGGGGACCUCCAAAGCUUAAGAUCACAGGAAUUGAUUUCCCUCAGCCAGGUUUUCGACCAGCUGAGAGAGUUGAGGAGACAGGACGCCGCUUGGAGAAUUUUAGCAAGAGAUUUGGUGUUCCUUUUGAGUAUAAAGCAAUAGCAAAAAAAUGGGAUGAUAUUAAACUAGAAGAUCUGGAAAUUGACAGAGAUGAAAUGUUGGUGGUCAAUUGUUUGUACAGGCUAAAGAAUGUCCCGGACGAAACAGUAGUAACUACUCGUGACAAUAGAAGUUUAAGAGAUGCUGUUCUAAACCUGAUCAGGGAAAUAAAUCCACAUUACUUCGUUCAUGGGAUCGUUAAUGCUAUGUACAAUGCCUCUUUCUUCACAACAAGAUUCCGCGAGGCUUUAUUCCAUUUCUCGUCCCAGUUUGACAUGUUUGAAGCCACAAUGCUACGAGAAGAUGAAGGUAGGAUGACAUUUGAGCAGGAAGUAUUCGGAAGAGAUAUAAUGAACGUUAUAGCUUGUGAAGGGACGGAGAGAGUUGAGAGGCCGGAAAGUUACAAGCAAUGGUCAAUGAGGAAUCAGAUAGCCGGGUUCAGACAACUUCCGUUGGAUCGAGACAUCGUAAAUGAAGUAAAGGCCAAGGUGAGAAUGUUUUAUCACAGUGAUUUUCUAGUAGAUGAAGAUAGCAACUGGAUGUUGCAAGGCUGGAAAGGAAGAAUCAUGUAUGCACUCUCAGUUUGGGAGCCUAUCAAUAAGUAAAUCUAUUAUUGCAAAGAGUUGUAUAUUUUGCUUUUAGCAUGAAAAAAAAAAAUCUCUGCGA
Molecule: messenger RNA, 2550 nt
Organism: Lycium ferocissimum
Lineage: Eukaryota; Viridiplantae; Streptophyta; Magnoliopsida; Solanales; Solanaceae
Product: scarecrow-like protein 30
Exons: 2
Coding region: 432-2489 (685 amino acids)
Biological process (GO): regulation of DNA-templated transcription
Cellular component (GO): nucleus
Molecular function (GO): sequence-specific DNA binding; DNA-binding transcription factor activity
Source: RefSeq, a predicted model, not a curated record